Messenger RNA from Psammomys obesus (fat sand rat), 1527 nucleotides. It is a transcript of the gene Slc25a38, whose product is annotated as solute carrier family 25 member 38. The transcript is spliced from 7 exons. Gene Ontology annotation, biological process: glycine import into mitochondrion. NCBI's taxonomy places the organism in Eukaryota, Metazoa, Chordata, Mammalia, Rodentia, Muridae. Gene Ontology annotation, cellular component: mitochondrion; mitochondrial inner membrane. Gene Ontology annotation, molecular function: glycine transmembrane transporter activity. Bases 13 to 993 code for a protein of 326 amino acids. The record is from RefSeq and is a predicted model, not a curated record.
GGGCGGGGAGGGAUGGGCGUGAGCGCCGAGCCGCGGAGCCUCUCGGUCGCCGGGGCCGGGCUCGCGUCCCCGAAGAUCGGGACGGCGCGCUCGGCGCUGCUGCCGCCGCCGGACGUAGAGGACCCAGUGGACACGCUCAUGUUACAUCCAGUGGUCAAAGCUUUCCUCUGUGGCUCCAUCAGCGGGACCUGCUCCACCCUCCUCUUCCAGCCUCUGGACCUCCUCAAGACCCGCCUGCAGACCCUGCAGCCCUCAGACCUAAGGUCCAGGCGUGUUGGGAUGGUGGCUGUGUUCGUGAAGGUGGUUCGCACGGAGAGCCCUUUGGGCCUUUGGAAAGGGAUGUCUCCUUCCGUCGUGAGGUGUGUCCCUGGUGUGGGGAUCUACUUUGGCACACUGUAUUCCCUGAAGCAGUACUUCCUGCGAGGCCACCCUCCCACCGCCCUGGAGUCGGUCAUCCUGGGCAUGGGCUCACGUUCUGUCGCAGGAGUCUGCAUGUCGCCCUUCACAGUGGUCAAGACGCGCUAUGAGAGCGGGACUUACAGCUACGAGAGCAUCUGCGGAGCCCUGAGGAGCAUCUAUUGCAGUGAGGGCCACCGCGGCCUCUUCAGGGGCCUGACGGCAACCCUCCUUCGAGAUGCACCCUUUUCAGGGCUCUACCUGAUGUUUUACAGCCAGACCAGAGCCGCAGUGCUCCAUGGCACAGACCGGCUGGAGGCUGCUCCGAUGCCCCUUGUUAAUUUUGGCUGUGGGGUGCUUGCUGGCAUUCUGGCUUCGCUGGUGACGCAGCCGGCAGAUGUGAUCAAGACUCACAUGCAGCUCUCCCCAGUGAGGUUUCGGUGGAUUGGCCAAGCGGCCAUGGUCAUCUUCAAGAACCAUGGGCUGCGUGGCUUCUUUCAUGGCAGCGUUCCUCGGGCCCUCCGUAGAACUCUAAUGGCUGCCAUGGCAUGGACUGUCUAUGAGGAGAUGAUGGCCAGGAUGGGCCUGAAGUCCUGACAAGAGAUGGCUGGGGAAGGAAGAUCUGCUGUCCCGCACGGGUCCUGCCACGGCUGCUGCAGCGCUCUCCUGGAGUCUGCUGAAGCAAGUGCUGUUGCCUUUAGUCCCCCAUUCAGAGAGAACCGACAGGUGACUAGAGCCCCGGAAGUCACCAGCGCCUGUGCAUACUCCCGUCAGCACACAUGGGAGCGGGGGGGCCGAGCUAGGCCGCUCCACACGGCUGUGUGCGAGGCGUUUCUGGAGACUACCUGCAUCACAGGGCGCCUUAGAUAUGCUGGUCAAGGAACUCCACGGUAGAGAAGCUGUGGCCUCCUGCCACGUCUGAGGUAGGAAUCUCUGGUGAAGGAAGGCUGGACCUACGAGCUGUCUGGACCAGUGAGAUGGCAAGUGCUGCUUGUUUGAGGGCCUCCGCUGGGCCACUGUGGAGGAGAGAGCCAACUCCUGCAAGCUGUCCUCAGCGCUCCGCACAUGCGCGGUGGCACACUCCAUACCCAGUAAUGAAUGUAAUAAAAAUAAAGACAUCAGCAGGCUGGA